Messenger RNA from Acanthamoeba castellanii str. Neff, 2751 nucleotides. RefSeq lists its product as uncharacterized. The coding region runs from base 1 to 2751 and encodes 916 amino acids. The transcript has 6 exons. The record is from RefSeq and is a predicted model, not a curated record. NCBI's taxonomy places the organism in Eukaryota, Discosea, Longamoebia, Acanthamoebidae.
AUGAUGGCAUCGUCGCCCUCGAGCUUCAUCACGGUGGGACCUUCUACAGCGAAGAGGGCGGUGGUGCCCGAGUUCGGGCAGGUGCCGACCGAGAUCUGGGAGCGCAUCUUCCUCUUCAUGGGCGUCGCUGGCGUGGCCAAGAUGCGCACCCUCUCCACCACGUGCGCCCGCAUCGGCUCCUCAGUCCUCGAGCGAGGCGGCACCAUCACCACAUCCUUCGACGCAAUCAUCACCGUCCACCCAGUUGAGCCCAUUGUUAACAUGAAGAAGGUGGAGCGACCAGAGGAAAAGAAGAGGGAGAAGACGAUGAUGAAGGAGAAAGUGGUGGAGGAGAAGAAAGUAGCGGAUGAAGAUGAAGAUGAAGACGAGGCACGACUGACGGCUCUGGUCAAGAGGGAGAAGCAGAAGCGCAGGCGAGGCGAGGGCCUCUGGGAGCCGCACAUGCGCGACAGCAUCCUGGCGCGCGCCCGGACGGCCACCAUCGACCAGUGGGCCGCGCUGAGCCGCAACAAGCGCCUGUGGCGCAGCGUGCGUGGGUGCCCGGCCACCAAGCGGCGCCUGCUCCAGGCCCUGCAGGACUUCUUCCACGUCGACGAGGCCUCCGGCAUGUGGCACUCUCUCUUCCGUUCUUCUGACAAAGAAAAGAAGGUGCGGCUGCCGUCGAUCAAGAGCCUGCAGACGGUGCUCGACGUGUGCAAGUCGCCGGCGCUGCUCGACGUCAUCCUCGAGAUGCCGAUGAGCUUCAUCGCCAAGUGCCUCCACCUGCUCAAGGGCGCCAAGGCCUCGCGCGGCGACUUUGCCGUCAUCGGCCAGCUGGCGCUGAGCCGAUCGCUGCCGGGCGGGAUCGUGGCCGAGUGCGGCGAGCUGCUGGCCAACGGCGGGCUGAGCCGCGGGGCCGGCGUGAAGGACAUCGGCGUGGUGCUGGCGCUCAAGCAUCGGUGGUGCGAGGACUGGCUCAUCGACACCCUCAAGCGACUCGUUCCCAAGGCCGACGUGGACAUGGUGAGCCAGAUCGCGUACCACGAGGGCAUGGUGCCCACGCAGUCGGCCGAGCUGCACGCGGCGAUCAAGAAGCGGCUGGUGGGCAUCCUGGCGACGGCCAACUUCCAGGACGUGCAGUACCUCAAGGACUGCCAGUUCGAGUUCGAAGGGUGGAAGAGUCAGGAGGCGAUCGGGGAGCGGCUGGAGCAGCUAGUCAAGCAGCACGCGUACUCGCUGGGCCACUUCAACUGCAGCUGGCUCUGGCGCCAGAACGGCACCGGCGGCCAACAAGGGCAGCGGGGCCGCGAUACCACAAACAUUCACCCGCACGCCAUCAGAAGGAGGCCGACGCCGGUCGAGAAGCAGUUCGACCGCUUCCUCGUGGCCAAGAGGUCGGCCGAGGCCGCAGCUCAGGGCUCGGCUUCGGCAUCGAACUCCACCGUGGAGCAGACCCACUGUGCGGCCGGUAUGACGGGCAGGAAGGAGAGUUUCCUUUCGCCCAGCUUUCUCUACUGGGCGCCGCCCAACAGACGCACCGCCCAUCGGUGGGCCGCAAAGUCUGUCAACCCGCAGAAGCACUUCGCCAAGGCCAUCGAGCGGCUCACGCCCGACGACGCCUUCGACUCCCUCCACCCUGCCAAGGGAAUGGGAAGCUGCAGCGUCGAGAGGAUGGUGGCCCUGCUCUACCGAGGCCUGGUGAGCAAGCCGAUCGUCGACAAGCUGUGCGAGUUCAUGCGCACCUGCGCCACUGUCGACCUCGAGAACCUCUGCUGCGACAGCAGCCUCGUGCGGCUGACGCCCGUCUUCCACGAGCUGGUCGACCGACUGGUGGCUGCGCUGACCACGUUCGAGACCCUGGAGCUGGUGGUGCGGCUGCGGCAGUCGUGGGUCGAGUGCGUGCUCGACGCCGCGCCGGGCGGCCUCUUGGCGCGGCGCGUGCUGGAGCGGCUCGACUUAUCGUACCACAUCGCCAACGCCGACGCCACGUGCAUGGUGGCGCUGCUGGCCAGCCCGCGGCUCUACGGGUUCGUGCGGUGCAAGCGGCGGCACAUGGGCGAGGCGGCGGUGGCGCUCAAGCGGCUCAUCUCGACCAUGGUCAACGUCGAGGAGCUGGUGUGCCUGCUUGUGCGGCCCGAGGUGGCGCGCGCCGUGCGCGAGCUGGACAGCGACCAGUGCCGGCUGGUGCAGGCCGUCGACGAGAAGCUCACCAUCCACUUGGUCCCGCUGGCCAGCACCACCUGCCUGCGCCUUCUCCACAACCUCGUCCUCAGCAGUAGUAGUAGCCCUGGGCCUGACUCUGACGACGCCGCGCUACCACCGAUCGUGAAGAUGAGCGACGAUCUGCGGGCGGCAAUGCUGCAUCGGCUGUUCAUGCUCAUCGCCGAGUGUCGAUCGCUGGACGACCUCAACGACAUCGUCGGCGAGUACGACCCCGACAGCCCGCGCCUUGCCGGUGACGAUGCGCCGCUGCGGCAUCUGGCGUUCUUCAACGAGCGCGAGCGGGACGCGCUGUGGGGCGAGAUGAUGGCGGAGAGCCGCGCGCUGCAGGAGUCGAUCAUGGCAGCGCUGGAGAACGUGGCCAGCGCGGGCAUGCCGCGGCGCGACCUGCGGCGGCUGCCCAACUGUCCGUGGAUGUGGCACCAGGUCAACGAGCGCGAGCCGCUCAAGUUCUUCCUGCUCCAGCAGAGCCUUCUCGCCAUCGACGACGACGCCGCCCCGGCCUCGCCCACCGCUCCCACUCCUCCUUUGACCCUGUUCGCCGACUCGUGA